AUGAUCGUAGAAAUUGACGAGGACUCGCGAGAUUUUGCGACGAUCUACAAGAAAGAUUAUCUGGGAGAGAAAGGUGAAAGGCCAAUCGGAUGCAAACCGUUACCCAAGUAUCGAUCACCUUUGAACAUCUUGAACGAGCCGUACAAGCAGUAUCUGAAUACACGACUAGAAAAUCGAUCAUUGCCCGAGAACGAACGAAGCGAGGAUCCAUUAGAACUUUUAAACAGGAUACGCGACAAGUUCCCUUAUCUGAAAAAUGUUCUGCCGGAAAUUGUGCCGGAUGAAAGCGUGAUAAAACGCGAGAAGAAAAAAUCAAUGAAAACUGUGUAUCAAUUGGAUUACUGGAAAGAUUCUGAUCGUGCUCGUGUAGACGUGACGUUACCGCAAGAUUGGAUUAUACCAGAGACAAUUCAGAAACGCGCAUAUCGAGAUCCGUGGAUAAUCGCAACGCGAAACUUGAUAAAGCCGCCCAAAAUUAUCAAACCGCGCAACAACUUGGAUCCUAAUCCCAAGGAAAGAGAAAUUCUUCAUGUAAUAACUGGCAAUUCCGAGUAUACUAAUACAAUCGGAAUAACAGGGGAAAGAAUUAUGCUAGAAAGUCCCGUAAAUAUGAAAGAAUGCAUCGAAUCGCAAGAAUCAUUAAGGAAUUCUGAGAUAACUGAAUCGGAAUGUUCGCUUAUAUUGAAACAAAAUUUAGCCCUCCCAUCGAAAAUAUUCUGAGCCAUUCUUUUAAAUUAUAAUUUUAUAAUUGAGAUACCAGAUAUGCGUGUGUGUAUACAAAGUAUCGAGGUCAUUUACAACUACAAUAAAUCAUAGUGUAUGCAAGUCGUUAAA
Molecule: messenger RNA, 834 nt
Organism: Nylanderia fulva
Lineage: Eukaryota; Metazoa; Arthropoda; Insecta; Hymenoptera; Formicidae
Source: RefSeq, a predicted model, not a curated record